This is a messenger RNA of Trichophyton benhamiae CBS 112371, 330 nucleotides long. RefSeq lists its product as uncharacterized. NCBI's taxonomy places the organism in Eukaryota, Fungi, Ascomycota, Eurotiomycetes, Onygenales, Arthrodermataceae. The coding region runs from base 1 to 330 and encodes 109 amino acids. The transcript has a single exon. The record is from RefSeq and is a predicted model, not a curated record.
AUGAGCGACGAGAUUUCCCACAACCAGGAGCCGGCUCCUCAACCCCAGAAUCUUCGAGCUCAGAGCAAGGCAUCCAGCAUGGAGACCAAAUGUGAACCACCAAAGACCGGUCAAUCCACUCCUUCAAAGAUCACCCCUAGACCUACAUAUAUCAGUGGUGCAGCAGCUGCCUCAGACCUCAAGCUACCCCAGCAGAUGCUCUCCAAGAGAAACACAAUUGAUAUAAAUGACUAUUUCGUCAGUGGCCCUUUUAUUCUUCCUCCGUUUUCCCGCCAUGGCGGUAAAAAUGGACGUUCGGCUAACUGUGUCGAACUUGUAGAAAGGGCCUAG